CCCCCCCCCCCCCGAGGAGACGCCAAUUUUGUUUACAUAAUCAGCUGAUUCCGUGAGAGCACGUGACAGGAGUCUGAGCCAAGGUACUGUAUUUCACAUGGAUAUUCCACGUACAAGCAUUGCAGUGACCUUGCUGGCAGCUGUAGCAGUGACCUUAGUUUUCAAGUUUUGGUCAUCUUGGAGGAGUUCGAGAGCACCCAGAAUCAUGAGGCCACGUGUGAAGGAUUUGGAAGAACUAAAGGACAGAAGCUGGCAGCUUGUUGGAAAAGUCUCCAAGGUGUAUCUAUAUCCCAUUAAAUCUUGUGCAGGGAUAGGCCUGGCCUCUGCUCAGGCUACUCAACUUGGCCUCAGCAGUGGCACCGUCAGAGAUCGAUCAUUGAUCAUAAUGAAUGAAAAGGGUGUGAUGGUGACAGGGAGGAUGAUCCCAGCUACAGUAAAGAUAAAAGCUCGUGUUGAUUAUGGUAUUCUCACGCUCGAGUUUCCAGGUGCUCCAUCGUUAUAUGUCCUACUGUCACAAGUUGAAGAAAAGAACAUACAGAAAACUACAAGGGUAUGGGAUGACACAGUCCCUGGCCUCGACUGUGGAGAUGAGGCAGCAUCUUGGCUGACGGAAGUUUUGGGUCGAAAGUGUCGCCUUCUUUAUCAUGGCAGCAUCCCUUCCCCAAGGAAUACUGACUUGGGGGAGGAAUAUCCACUCCUAAGAGAUGAUGAUAAUUCCUUAUAUGCAGAUUUGACUGGCUACAUGCUUAUGACAAGGGAAUCCAUUGGAGAUCUAGAGACCAGAGUGAAGACUCAUUUACCGCCUCAGAAUUUCCGUCCAAAUAUCCUGGUGGAGGGUACUAAAGCUCCUUUUGAUGAGGACUUGUGGGAAUAUAUCAGGAUUGGCAAUACUCUCUUCAGAAAUGUUAAGCCUUGCUCCAGAUGCAUUUUCACUACAAUAGACUAUGAGACUGGAAAGAAGGAUUCUAACAUGGAACCAUUGCGCACUCUUAGGAGUUACAGAUGUGUAGAAGGAGACAACAGUCCACAUUUUGGAAUCAACUUGGGAGUUGACAUAACAGGAACUGUUAAUGAAGGAGAUGCUGUGUAUGCUACUUAUUUGCAGUGAACAGUUUCUUUUUUUUAUCCGAAUGAAAAGCGCAAGCCGUUUUAUUUCUUCCCAUUUUGUAUGAAUUAUUGAUAAUGUUGCUGCUAUGAUUAAAGAUUCAUACCUUUAUUUUCGUUGUUUUUUCAUGUUGUAAAAUGUAUUAUCUUAUAAGCAGUAGCCAUUGAAGAGCAUUUAAUAUGAAAAGUUUUCUUUUAUAUGCAUAUAACAAUUUUUUGUUUAGAUUUUAAAGUUUGCUAUAAUAUGUAAUUAAGGUAAAAAAUAAACAUGUAUUCAUAUGAGCAGUAUUGUUCAUUUCUCUAUUAGCUAGAGACUAAACAAGUGCCAACAGUGAUAUUGUAACCAUUAUCAUUUGUUAUUAUUAGAUUAUUAAAGCUUACUUGACAAUGUGAGUAGAUAAUGUAUUUUUUAUGAACCCUUUCUUUAUAAUUAGAAGACAGGUAGAUUUAGGUUUCUAGGCACAGUUGCACAAUUAGCAUACUAAAAGACACUCUUGCUCUGAAAUGCAUAACUCUGACUUUUUUCGGGUUAUGCUUAUAAAUUACCUGUUAUGACAAUGAUUUGAAUAAAAUUAAUUAAUUUU
Molecule: messenger RNA, 1688 nt
Organism: Penaeus chinensis
Lineage: Eukaryota; Metazoa; Arthropoda; Malacostraca; Decapoda; Penaeidae
Product: mitochondrial amidoxime reducing component 2-like
Exons: 8
Coding region: 98-1108 (336 amino acids)
Molecular function (GO): molybdenum ion binding; pyridoxal phosphate binding; catalytic activity
Source: RefSeq, a predicted model, not a curated record